GCGAGAAGUAACCGUAAAACUUGUGAAUGAGUGUAACGUGUAUUCCUAGAAUACCCUAGAUUACUCUUUGUUCUUUAUUUAUUAAAGUUUUCUUCUGUUUGCUAAUUAUGUACAAUGUAUAUUUAAUCUCUUAUGUAGGAAAUAAUUACAUUAUUAAUUUUAGGCCAUAUUUUUCUGAAAUUUCAAAAUACCUAUGCUAUGGCAAUUUCAGAUAACGAAUGUCGGUUAUUUAAACUUAGUGAAAAAGAUGAAUUACGAUUUUCUAUUGAAGAUCCGUCAGCAGCAGUAACUAUAGAGCUGGUUGAUGGCACAGCUGAAAUAUUUGGUGCCGAAAUGUUAAUGAAUAAAAUCUAUUCAUUUUCAUCCUUUACUUCUGUAGCUGUGACUACUUCGAAUAAUUGUUUACUUAAAGUAAGAGGUAAAAAUCACAAGAUGAAUAUAACAAAACAGAAAUCUACCCUUCGCACAUAUCAUGAACUUUUGGAAGAGUGUAGGGUUGAAGCAAAGAAGAAUAAUGUUAGAGGACCAGUCACACUUCUUGCAGGUCCAACUGACGUAGGUAAGAGCACGUUAUGUCGUUACCUAUUGAAUUCUGCAGCCCGAUCUGGUUGGCAACCUCUCUUCAUUGAUUUAGAUGUUGGACAAAGUUCAAUUUCAAUACCUGGAACUGUAGGCAUUGUACCUGUUGAAAAUACAGUAGAUAUUGUAGGGGGAUUUGAUGAAAGAAAACUUUCAGUUUAUUUCUUUGGUUAUAAAAGCCCUGGGCACAAUAUUUUGUUGUACUCUCUGCUGAUUAAAAAAUUAAGUCAAACUUUACAUUCUCGAAUGAAACAUAUUAGUAAGAAUGUUCAAGCAUCUGGAGUGGUAGUUGAUACAUGUGGAUGGACGACAGGCAACGGAUAUUGCUCAACUGUUCUUGCAUCUAAAGCAUUUGAAAUUGAUGUACUAUUUGUUCUUGGUGACAGUGACCUGUAUACUCAGCUUCAGCAGGAUGUAUCUUCAAAUGUGAAAGUGAUAUUUAUACCAAAAUUAAGUGGUGUUGUUGAGAGGAAUAGGUCAGUAAGAAUUAAAAGACGAAAUGAUCUUAUAAGGGAAUAUUUUUAUGGUUCUACUACUCCUCUUGAACCUUAUAUAUUUGAAGUCAGUUUUUCAGAUAUUGAAGUAUUUCAAGUGUUCAUUUCAUCAAAGAACAGACCUACUAAUUUAUCCAAUGUUACAUCAAAAGAUAUUUCUGUUGAAUCAGUGCUGAUAAAUACUGAACUUCUAAAUCAUAUUCUUGCACUUAGUUAUGUCGAUAGUAUAGAUGAAGAUGUAAUGUUGACCAGUGUUCUUGGCUUUAUUUGCAUUAAGGACAUUGAUAUGGAACGUAAAAUCAUUACAGUUCUUUCUCCACAGCCUAGUCCUUUGCCUAAAAGAAUUUUGAUUAAAGGAGAUAUAUUGUUAGAUGAUGAUAGUUAAAUGCAGCUUUUUUAACCGUAUGUGUAUAUUUAUGUGGGCUUAUGGCAGUAUAAUUUUAUGUGGUUAUUUGUUCAGUUGCAAACACAUGCCAGCACUACUAAUUGUUUUGAAAGUAAAAACAUCAACAGAAGAUUAAAGUCUUAACAUUGGAAUUGACGGGAAAGUGAAUGUAUGGUAGCUUUUAUAAUUAUUAAAUUUUACUUCAGAUUUUAAUAUUUUAAAUUUGAAAAUGGAAGCACUAUUCCAGAGAACCUGAUAAAUGUAAACAUUACCAAAAUUGAUAUUACAAUAAUGUUAGAGGUAAUCUUACAUAUUUUUUUUAUUUUUUUUUUUAUUUUAUUUUAUUUUAUUUAUUUUUUUUUUUUUGGUGUGUGUGUAUGUGUGUGUGGUAGCAACCAUUACAGCAUUAUGGGCCCCCACGCAAACCAAUGUGCUGCUGCCCCUAUGACAACCACUCUAUGAAAGAAAACAUAUUAAUAUGGGGCUCCUAUGCUCAUAAAGCCCUCAGUCAAAUGCAUUAAGACCCCUGAUUUCAGUGAAAAAUCAAACAUAGUGGCAAUAGUCAUUUACUGAAAUUUUAAUUGCCAUUGAAGGUUGUUUUCCUGUAAAGUAAUAUAUCUCGAGUAAUGUUUUUAACAGUACAUUUUUUGGGAGGGGAAGGGAAAGAGGGCUUUCUGAUUAUUCCCCCAAUCCUUCUGCAAAAUCACUGAUCAUUGACAACUAUUUCUUUCCAACCUAACAUGAAAAAACAGUAGUCAUUUUAAGAAAUAGCAGCACACUGAAAAUUACAUGAAACGGCAAUGAUUCACUAACCAAAUUCCUGUCUUUGUUGCCUGGAAAUGAAAUGUUGCUAUAUAUAAAUAUACAAGAACUUUUAAGGUAUUUCUAAUAAUGGAAUUGGGUUUUCAUCCACAGAGACGUACUUAACAAGCUGAUUUUUAUUUAUAUACAUAUACUUAAUAUUGUGCCUUUUAUAGUAAUUUUAAUUCAUAUACACUAAAUAUCAAUCAAUCAUGUUUAACAAGUUAAAUUUGACUUGUGUAUGCUUAUUGGAAGCACUGCAACAGAGAUCCCUGUAAAUGUAACCAUUGCCAAAUUAGCGAUAACAUUUCAAAUCUGGUAAUCUCCUAAAGUACUGUUCAUAGGUAGUAAUCAUAACACUUGCUUUUUUUUUUUUUUUUUUUUACUGUUGUUUGUAAUAUGCACAUUGUAUCAUAUUCAUCAUUGUCUUUGCAAUUGUAACAGAAAAGUACCUAAAUAAAUGUAAGGGAGGAG
Messenger RNA from Stegodyphus dumicola, 2733 nucleotides. Its product is annotated as protein CLP1 homolog pseudogene. NCBI's taxonomy places the organism in Eukaryota, Metazoa, Arthropoda, Arachnida, Araneae, Eresidae. The record is from RefSeq and is a predicted model, not a curated record.